AUGGUGUCAGGGCACAACGAUUACGGCCACGGUUAUGCCGCUACCGAAGUUAGACAUCAUGAAUGGCGAACGGCCGAGAAUAGCAGCCCGCAUCUUAUCCCAAAGCUACAAGCCAUUGUCAAAGUCAACCCAAAGAUCAAUCUCCUCGACGUUGGUGCCGGUUCCGGUACGAUCUCUGCUUCUUUAGCAAAGUAUAUGCCUGAAGGUGAAGUUACUGCCACCGACAUAUCCGAUGAGAUCCUUGCUCGAGCCAAGGAGUACGCCCAAUCCCAGGGCGUCUCCAACAUUAAGUUUCAGCAAGCCAACGUGUACAAGCUUCCUUUCUCAGACGCGGCAUUUGAUGUUACCCAUGCGCAUCAGGUCCUCUGUCACUUGGAUGCACCGGUAGAUGCCAUCCGGGAAAUGCUCCGAGUUACUAAACCAGGGGGCACACUUUCUCUUCGCGAGAGUGACAUGCGCAUGUGGUGCAUCUGGCCUGAACUUCCAGCCCUCCUCAAGUUCCAUGAGCUUCAGGUCAAGAAUAUUGCUGGCAAGGGUGGACAAGACAAGGGAGGUCGUCAGCUUCUCUCAUGGGCCCUGAAGGCUGGGGCUUCCCGUCAAGAUAUUACCUUGAGCUUUGGGACGUGGUGCUACAGUGCACCCGAAGGCAAGAAAGCAUGGGGAUCAGCCAUGAAGGAUCGCUCGCUGACUGGCUUCGCGCGCGACAAGGCUAUUGAGAUGGGCAAUGCGACUGGUGAUGAGUUGGAUGAGAUGGCAAAGGCGUGGGAGGAGUGGAUUGAAAUAGAUGACGCUUCGCUAGGUAUCAUGAAUGGCGAGGCAUUGAUCACCAAGAAAUGA
Molecule: messenger RNA, 837 nt
Organism: Fusarium musae
Lineage: Eukaryota; Fungi; Ascomycota; Sordariomycetes; Hypocreales; Nectriaceae
Exons: 2
Coding region: 1-837 (278 amino acids)
Molecular function (GO): methyltransferase activity
Source: RefSeq, a predicted model, not a curated record